Messenger RNA from Closterium sp. Naga37s-1, 3348 nucleotides. Lineage: Eukaryota; Viridiplantae; Streptophyta; Zygnematophyceae; Desmidiales; Closteriaceae. The record is from the annotation of a GenBank genome assembly.
AUGCUGCGAUUACAUGGUGGUGGACGGGGCGAGGAUUAUCGUGGAGAUGUCCAAACCGCCCAACAGAAGCGAGGCCUCCCACAGCCGCUGGGUCACCUGCGGGCAGCACGGGCAUCUCUCCAAAAAUUACCUGCAGAAGCACAAGUACUCGCAACUCACAUGCAUCUUACUCCCCCUCUUCCUCAUUCAUUUCCCCCCACAGCCCAACAGAGGCGAGCCCUCCAACCCACCGCCGCUGCUUCCCCUGCGGGCAGCACAGGCAUCUGUCUAAAGAUUUUCUGCAGGAGCACAAGUACUCGCAACGCACAUGCAUCCUACUCCCCCUCUUUCUCAUCCAUGGCACAAGCACUGUCCCAACCACCCUGCCAUGCCGCCGCCAACGCCUGGCAGGGUUCCAUCUGGGUCUGGGACCAACCAGCCCACCACUCCACUGCGCUGCUUCACCUGCGGGCAGGAGGGGCAUCGCUCCACGGAUUGCCCACAAGCGGCCACAGCUCACAUGCUUACUAUCCGUCUUUCUAUCCAUCACCUCUCCCCCCACAGACCAACCAGCCCACCACUCCAUUGCGCUGCUUCGCCUGCGGGCAGGAAGGCCAUCGCUCCACGGAUUGCCCGGACAGGCAGAGGCAGCAUCACUCGCAGGUGGUGUGCUUCGGGUGCAAGCAGCCCGGCCAUCUGCACAAGCACUGCCCCCACCGCCCUGCCAUGCUGCCUCCCACGCCUGAGGGGGUGCCGUCUGGGUCUGGAGUGAUAUCUGAUUCUGCUGCCGCUGGGAUGCCUGAGGCGGCAGCAAGUGGAGUCAAGUGCUUCGGGUGCAAUGCAUCUGGACAUGUGCUCAAGGACUGCCCACAGAUUGCUGUCGCUGGCGCGGCACAAGUGAAGCGACCUGUUAACCUUGCCACUGCUUCCUUGCCCACACUCGCCGCACUCCCCUGUUUCCACUCCUCUGCUUCCACUCCUCCAUGCGGGUGUGUGGGCGCAGGUGUGGGCGCAGGCCACACGAAAGCACUUGCCACUUGCAUAGAUUACCUAUCCCAUGCUUUGCCCACUCCAUCCUCAUCUCUCUCCCCUACCUUCUGCCCUUCCCCUCCUCUUUCCAUGCAUUUCUCUCCUACUGCCUGCCUGUUUUUUUUUUUUUCUGGUCCCCUGCCUUCUGUUCCCUCUGGUGCAUGUAAAUUGGGGGUGUAUGGGCAGGGUGGUAUGGCUGUGUCAAUCAUUCAGCAGGCUCCUGGUGCUCCUGCUGCUGCUGGUUCUGUUGGUGCUGGUGCUGGUGGUGGUGCUGCUGCUGCUGCUGGUGGUGCUGGUGCUGGUACAAUGGGUGCUGUUGUGUCGGUCCCUGGCUUUCCCCUAGGCACCGUUGCUCCUCCUCCUGCUCCUGCUCCUGUUGCUCCUGCUGUUACUGCUCCUGCUGGUGGUGGUUCUGCUGUGUAUGGUGCUGCUGGUUCUGGUGGUUACGGUGGUGGUGGUGUUUCUGGUCCUGGCAUGCAAGGCAGUGGAAUGGGUAGGGGCAUGCAAGACAGUGGAAUGGGUGGGGGCAAUAUACCAGGGAGUGCAGAUGGAUUAGGAGGAGUGGUGAGCAGUGGCGGGAUGGGCGGAGGAAUGGCAGGAGGAAUGGCAGGAGGAAUGGCAGGAGGAAUUGGGGGAAGAAUCGGUGGAGGGAUGGAGGGAGGGACGGUGGGAGGAAUGGGGGCAGGAAUGGCAGGAGGUUUAGGAGGUGGGGUUGGAGGAGGAAUGGGGGGUGGAGGAGCAAUGGGAGGGGGAGGAGCAGGAGACGUGGUGUAUGUGGCUAUCCCAGCGGCAGCAGCAGCAGCUGCGGCAGCGAGGGGCGAGCAGCUUAUUCUAGUGAGUGCUAGUGAUGGCCGGCUGGUGGGGCAGGAUGGGGUGACGCUGCCGCAGGGCGGGGGGAUGCAGCAGGGGGUAAUGCAGCAGGGGGGGAUGCAGGGGGGGGGGAUGCAGGGGGGGGUGCAGGGGAUGCAGCAGGGGGGGAUGCAGCAGGGGGGGAUGCAGCAGGGGGGGAUGCAGCAUGGGGGGAUGCAGCAUGGGGGGGUGCAAGGGGGAGGUCAGGGGAUGCAGCAGGGGAGGAUUCAGGGGAUGCAGCAGGGAGGGGUGCAGGGGGUGGGAUUGCAGCAGGGGGGGCAGCAGGGGAUGCAGCAGGGGGGGCAGCAGGGUGGGCAGCAGGGGGGAAUGCAGCAGGGGGGGCAGCAGGCGUUGCAGCAGCAAGGGGGGAUGUCCCUGCAAGCAGAGACAGGGGGGCAGCAAAUAUUUGUUGUGGGACAGGAUGGGAUGUUGACUCAGCAAGCUGUAAGAGUUUCCGGGCAGCCUGUGGGGCAGCAGCAGCCACGGCAGCAGCAGCAGGCGGGAAUUUCAGGUGAAAUGUCAGGUGUUUUGCAGCAGUAUGAGCCUGUUCAGGUGUACAGUGGAGUAGGAGGGUCCUAUAUCACCACUCCUGCUGGGGGAAGCAUGGAGGGCGCUCGAUCGCAAGGCUCCUAUGGCACUGUUGCAAAUACACCUGGACCUGGGGGGUAUGGUGCGAGUGCACCCUACAGUGGUGGUGCUACUACUGGUGGCUCGUCCCUCUCUACUCCCCCUUGGCUUGCCGCUGCUCCUGUUUCUACUCCCAAUGGUCCUCCCCUUCCCCCCGGACCUCCUCCCACUUACGACACGAGGAUCGACACAAGGGGUGCGUCUGCAGGAGGGGGGUUAUCAGCCCAGCCGUACGCUGCUGCGCGCCGAGCCGCAGCGACCCGAGUCGCAGCGCGGCGCCAAGGCGCUUCACAUCGAGGCUUCAUGGGGUCCGUGCUGGGUCGCAUCGAGGUCGAGACGCCGCGAUUCACGGUGGAGGAGAAGACGGAUGCAUUCGAGAUUCGACGAUACCCUCCGCAGAUGGCGGCGGAGGUGACUUACGACGGCGACCACUUUCAGCGUGUUGGCUCCAGAAGCGGCUUCUUUGCCCUGGCAGGCUACAUCGGGGUGUUGGAAGUGGUAACACCUGUCGCUGGAGAAACGGGCGCUGGUGAAGCAACGACAGCAGCGAGCAAAACGAUGAUGCAGUUUCUCCUACCAGCGUCGUUCACGCCUGAAAACACCCCCAUUCCCACCAACCCAGACGUGCGCGUGCGACAGGUUCCUGCGCGCCUGAUCGGUGCACUCACUUUCUCGGGUCUCACGACGAAUGCUGUGCUGGAGCAGAAGUCUCAGGAGCUGCGGAGUGCGUUGGAGAAAGCAGGGUAUGGUAUUGCGGGCGAGUAUGUGCUCGCACGUUACAACGACCCGUUCACGAUUCCAUGGUUUCGCACAAACGAGAUUCUUUACCCGUUAGAAGAGGUUCGGAAAGCAAGUGGUUCUUAA